Molecule: messenger RNA, 703 nt
Organism: Pelecanus crispus (Dalmatian pelican)
Lineage: Eukaryota; Metazoa; Chordata; Aves; Pelecaniformes; Pelecanidae
Source: RefSeq, a predicted model, not a curated record
AUGGCGCAGAAGUUGCCAGUCUCUAUAAACUGUGAUGCCAGGAUUAUGAAACAUGUUCUGAAGAUAUAUGCAGACACUGAAGUAGUAUCUGUGUUAAAGGCAAACAGGUAUCGUGAAGAACACAGUGUGUGUCCGGCCAAAAGCCACAUGGUGUCAUCCCCUUGGCUAACGGUAGCCUUUGAGAGUGAGGUCAUCAAUUCCCUGAAUGCAUGGAGUACAGCGACUGUUCAGCUUAGACUGUUAAAGAGUAUUUUUGAGCAAGCUUUUCCCUUUUUCUCCUCUUAUUUUAAAACAAUUGCUUCAGCAGACAUGGAUUUGAAUCAGCUGGAGGCUUUUCUUACUGCCCAGACCAAAAAACAAGGUGGCAUCACAUCCGAUCAAGCUGCAGUCAUUGCAAAAUUUUGGAAGAACCACCGAAUAAAGAUCCACGAGAGCCUGAUCAAUCAAAGCCGUUGGGAUAAUGUCUUGAAAAACAUGAACUGGCGGGUGGAUCUGAAGUCACAGUCAAGACACAUCGAUCAGAUAAACACUCCUGUUGCAAUAGUUGAAAUGGAACUGGGAAAAAAUGGGCAGGAAUCGGAGUUUCUCUGUCUGGAGUUUGAUGAGGCCAAGGUGAACCAGAUGCUGAAGAAACUCUCGGAAAUAGAGGAGAGUAUUACUUUGUUGACUCAGACCACUUAACCAAAUAAAGGCAUUGCAACUC